AUGAGUGUAGCGGUGGCAGAGGGCUGCUUUCUGUCCGCUCUGCAGCCCAACUCGUCCUGCACCGCCUAUGGGCUUCCCUCGGACGGUAUGUCUCCGGCCAGGAGGGUCCGAGAGCAGGUUCGGAUGCGACUGGCUGAGAAGAAGUCCUCCUCCCUGCCCAGGCUGGACGACUCUCUCUGUGGAUCAACAGACUACAGCUUUCCUGAGGCAAAGAGCUUUUCCCACAGCCACGGUUUCAGUUCCAGAUCCAUGAUACACACACCCAGCCGCGUCAUGGCUAUGCCCACAGCAACCCUUCGCUCCUCUGGUUUCUCCUCUCGCUCUGCUGUGGAAAGCAGCUCCAAGGUGAACCAUAAAGCCUCCAACAAGGCCCAGAGCAGCUUCCAGUCCUUCCAGUCCCAGAGCAGAAGUAGACGCUCCAAGUCACUGUGCCAAGCAGACCAGGAGGCACUUCCUCUCACUGUGCUGCCUCCUCCAGAGAACGCGUCCUACAUGAUUACCGUGCCUCCCUCUGGCACCCUAAGGCGCAGCCUCAGCGGGACACUGGCCCAGGACAGAGGCUACUGGCAGGCCGAGGAACUGCCGUCUCAGUACACCUACAAAGGCCCGUCCCACCGCACCAUCAGCAGAAUCACCAACCGACAGCAGCAGCAACAGCAGCAGAGCACUGCCUUUGGCCAGGAGGGCUGGGUGGGGACUGGCAGGGGCGUUCCCAUGGCAGGGGACGGCUGGGGGACACAGUGGCAGCAGCAUGUGUCCAGGGCCAACCAUGCCGUGGGGACGGGCCAGUACCAAGCCUCGCUCCACCGGGCCGCAUCGCUCCGCAGUCUGAGGAGUGUCGGGAGAGGAGUGGAUAUCUUGGAUGGAGCGUCGAUACACAGCAACGACCCACUGGAAGAUGUGCAGAGUCUGGACAUGGCUACAGCUGUCAGAUAUCUGUCUGAGUCAGACGAUGCCCUGCAAGUUCUGGGAGCUGCAUACAUACAACACCAGUGUUACCAUAGCAAUGACGCCAAAAACCAGGUCCGUACUCUCCAUGGCAUCCCAGCUCUUGUUCAGCUUUUCUCCAGUGACAGCCUAGAAGUGCAGCGCUUUGCCACCGGCGCCACGCGGAACCUCAUCUACGAGAAUGCUCACAACAAGGCGGCACUCAUCGACGCCGGCGGAGUGAUGCGCCUGGUCAGCAUCCUGAGCAAACCUGACGAGGAGCUUCGAAAGACCAUCACAGGUGUCCUGUGGAAUCUGUCCUCCAGAGACAACCUGAAGGAGAAGCUGUCCAAAGAAGCUUUAUCAGAGCUGACAGAGAACGUACUGAUCCCUCUGUGCAGCAGCAUGCCACUCAGCCCGUCUGAGAGAGACAUCUUCUACAACACCAGCGGCUGCCUCAGGAACUUGAGCUCAGUGAAUGAGAGGACGAGACAGAAGAUGAGAGACAUGCGAGGCCUGGUGGACUCUCUGGUGUCCUACAUUCAACAAGCGGACAGGGCAGAUGACAAGGGUUUGGAGAAUUCAUUAUGUGUGAUGAGGAAUCUGUCCUACCAGCUGUACACGGAGCUUCCUCCUUCUGUCCGACUCCGUCUGGAGGGCCAGACGAGAGCCUCGGCCUCCAGGGACAGCGAGGCCAUCGGCUGCUUUACUCUGCAUAACAAAAAGGACACUGAGCGUAACCAGAAUCUGUUCAUAUUGUCUGAGGUGUCUCGACAACCUAAGGGCCCUGAGUGGCUGUGGCACCCUAAUGUUGUGGCGCUCUACAAGCUCGUUCUACAGAACAACGACUGCAGUUCCACCAGCCGCGAGGCUGCCAUAGGUGCCCUGCAAAAUCUCACUGCUGGGGAGGCCAGGUGGUCAUCGGUACUGAGUGGUGUGGUGCUGGAGCAGGAGAGGAUGCUGCCCAUCCUCCUGGAUCUGUUAGACACCAACAGUGAUAUGGAGCUGAGGUCUUUGACCGGUCUGCUGAGAAAUCUGGCCAGACACUCCACCAAGAAAGACCACAUGGCUAAGAGCAUGGUGAACAUUCUGGUGUCCAAGUUGCCCAGUGAUGGCCUGCAAAAAACUCCAUCCAGCGAGGUGGUGGUCAACAUCUGUGGAGCCCUCAAUCACCUGGUCGCCUGCAGUUCCUUGGCAGCCCGUGACAUCUCAUAUUUCAACGGCUUGCCCAAACUGUUGGGCAUUAAGACAUCCCAUGAUAACAGCUCUGGGAGUCUAAAAGCCGCCAGAGCCGCCUCCACUGUCCUCUGCAACAUGUUCCAGUACAACAAACUGCACAAGGACUACAAACUGAAAGGAUUUACCAGACAAGACUUCAAAGAUGGCACCAUCUAGGCCGCAGCACAUUACGUGAUUCACCCUGCGCUUUCGACCUCAGGAUCAAGGUUGCUGUGAGGAAAUAGACGAGGGACGACAGAGCAGAUAAUCUAACUGUGACGGA
Etheostoma spectabile (orangethroat darter) is the source of this 2428-nucleotide messenger RNA. Its product is annotated as plakophilin-3. Gene Ontology annotation, cellular component: adherens junction; cytoplasm; nucleus. Bases 1 to 2322 code for a protein of 773 amino acids. Gene Ontology annotation, biological process: cell-cell adhesion. NCBI's taxonomy places the organism in Eukaryota, Metazoa, Chordata, Actinopteri, Perciformes, Percidae. The transcript has 13 exons. The record is from RefSeq and is a predicted model, not a curated record. Gene Ontology annotation, molecular function: protein binding.